Molecule: messenger RNA, 2884 nt
Organism: Cicer arietinum (chickpea)
Lineage: Eukaryota; Viridiplantae; Streptophyta; Magnoliopsida; Fabales; Fabaceae
Product: leucine-rich repeat extensin-like protein 6
Molecular function (GO): protein binding
Source: RefSeq, a predicted model, not a curated record
CCUAUAAUUUAGAAACAUUUCAAAAUCUCUAAAAAGGACACACAAACGUAUUUUCAAAUCUAAAUCAACAUAAGUCAACAUCUUGUGUGAAAAUUUGUUUUCUCACAAAGCUAUAGUAGCUCAAAACCUAAAAUCAAAGGCAUUAUUAAAUCACAAACCAAAAACAGUGACAAAUGAAGCCACGACACUUUGAAAACCAAUUGACCCCAUAAGUCUAUCACUCUGUCUGCCUUACACCAACUAAAGCAUCUAAACAUCUUCCCCUCAAAAUGGAGAAGAGCGUGAUUCUCCCUUUUCUCCACCUCCUUCUCCUCCUCCACCUCCCAAAUGCAGCAAAAUCUUCCAUUAAUGUUGGCAUUGGCAUUGGCAUUGGAAGUGGUGGUAACAUCCCAGUACCUUCAGGACCAUCUGUUCCAAACCAAAACAAUGCUUACUCAGCUCUUCAAGGAUGGAAAUCAGCAAUCACUGAUGACCCUUUAAAUAUUUUAGACACAUGGGUUGGUCCUAAUGUUUGUUCAUAUAAAGGAAUCUUUUGUGAAAAUCCUCAAGAUGAAAAUAGUACUCCUUUUGUUGCAGGAAUAGAUCUCAACCAUGCAAAUCUUAAAGGAACACUUGUAAAAGAACUAUCUUUACUAUCUGAUAUCACUCUUUUCCACCUCAAUAGUAACAGAUUUUCAGGUACAGUUCCUGAAUCAUUCAAAGACUUUACCUUACUUCAAGAGUUAGACUUAAGCAACAAUCAACUUUCUGGCACUUUUCCUACAGUUACUUUAAACAUGCCAAACCUCAUUUACUUGGAUCUUAGAUUCAACUACUUCAAAGGGUCACUUCCUGAACAACUCUUUGAUAAAAAUUUGGAUGCAAUAUUUCUCAACAACAAUCUUUUCAGUGGUGAAAUACCACAAAAUUUUGGUAACUCACCUGCAUCAGUGAUCAAUUUAGCUAACAACAAGUUGAGUGGAAACAUACCAGCAAGUUUUGGUUUCAUGAGUCCUAAAUUAAAAGAGAUUCUUUUUAUCAAUAAUCAGUUAACAGGUUGUAUACCAGAAGGAGUUGGUGUAUUAACAGAAAUGCAGGUUCUUGAUGUGAGUUUUAAUUCACUUGUUGGUCAUUUACCUGAUACAAUAUCUUGUUUGCAAAAUAUAGAGGUUCUUAAUUUGGAACAUAAUAAGCUUUCUGGUGAUAUAUCUGAUGUGAUAUGUUCUUUGAGAAGGUUGUUGAAUCUAACUGUUGCUUACAAUUUCUUUUCUGGGUUUAGUCAGGAAUGUUCAAGGCUUUUCAAUUUUGGUUUUGAUUUUUCUGAUAAUUGUAUUCCUGGUAGGAAUAUGCAGAGACCAAGACCUGAGUGUUCUGUGAUCCCUGGUGGUAAUCUUAAUUGUUUUAGAAUCCCUACUCCAAAACCUCUAAGCUCGCAAAUAUUCCUUCAUCAUUUCCUUGAUAGCCACUGCUAAUAUUUUUCUUUGGUUUAUAUUGAGUCUAAUUCAUUGUUCAAAAAUCAAUAUGUAAGGUGAUGAAUAUCAUUCUUUAUAAACUAUUUUCAGAUUUUAUCUCUUCACAUCUUUAGACAUGGGUUUUUCCUAAUAAUUUGGAAGAUUUUCUAUUUUAUGAUGAUGUUACUGUUUCUAAACAAGAUAAUUUAUCUCAAGUAGAAUGCUUAGUUGAUAAAUGUGAAAAUGAACUUAACCAGGAAAGUUCAAAUUAAUAGUUGUUUUGAAACUAUUCCACUGAUUUAGUUGAAGCAAUUUCUCUUCUUUUUCCUUCUACUGAGCUUGUCAAAGUAUAUGACAGCUUUUGAGCCUAAUUUAAACUACACGGACCAAUACCGCACAUUGGUGAAUCUAUAUGGAUCAAAAACACAGUUAAGCCUAAUUUUUUUAUAGCAAGUCUAUUGUUUUCGAACAAUUCUCAAAUUUUAAGUUGCAACUUGUAACAAUACCCUAAGCGAUAUCAUUACCUCAGGCCUCAUCUGAUAAGUUGUUUAAUAACUUUUCUGACAUGCUAUUAACAUACAUUGAAAACAUACUCAUGAGACCUUAACUUCAUCAAUGCUAUUAAAUCAUGUCUAAAUUCUCUAUAAUUAGUAAUGAAUAUUUCAUUUUCAUUCUUGUCACUUGUCAAAUACACAAAUUUUCAAAUCAUAUUACAUGUCUAUACUAUUGAUGAUAGGAUAGACAAUCCUUAAUAUUUCCAUCAAUUUUAAGUUUCAUCUUUUAUACAAUGUAGCUAAAUUAAGAAUCUAGUUUCAAAUUAUAUAAAUUUUUUAUACUAUUAUCGAAUCAUGUAUAUAAUGCUAUGUAGUCAGCAGUAGACAGCGUAGCGUAUCGGCCAAUCCUCAAAAUAGCGGCGUAGCGGGUAACGGGUAGCAUAUAGCUGCUACGUCGAAGAGUCUAGGAGAACAUUUAGAAGCAAUUAAUAUUUAAUAUCAUACACAUAUAAAUGAUAUUGCAAGGCGGAUUAAAAUUAUACUCAAAUAUUCCCAUUGAUCAUAAAAUUGUACUCAACUAAUAAUCUAAGUUUCGAUGAAAUUCGAGAGAAAAUGAAGGAUAUCCAAAAUAAAAGUCAGUCAUAAUAUCUUGAAAUAGAAAACAAACUAUUGCAUUUAUAGAUUAUACUCAAACAUUUGUAUUUAACAUGAGCAGGACUUACAUUUGUAGAUUAUAGACACACAUCUGCAUUUAAUCUUUCUGUACAGUUCAAAUCUUCUAUUCAAACUUUCAUUACAUCCAAUAACACUCUGUAAAUUGUGAAUUGUGAUCACUCCUCUAACUUAAGCUUUGGACCAAACUCUAAAGCUUCAAGCACUCCAAUCCCAAAUUGAACCAAAAAUAUGUUCAAAAAUAUGUACUUAUACAAAAUCAGGGGUUAAGAAUAACCUGCAAGAAUU